Molecule: messenger RNA, 636 nt
Organism: Drosophila suzukii
Lineage: Eukaryota; Metazoa; Arthropoda; Insecta; Diptera; Drosophilidae
Source: RefSeq, a predicted model, not a curated record
GUGAUACAGAUAGCGAUACCUAGUAUCGAAUACCCAGUACCGAGUACCCUUUGCUUGGAAUGUGGGCAGUAGUGCAAUAUAUUCUUGGUGGCAUAUCAAUAUCGCAAAAUCCACCUGCGAGUCAAAUCAAAACCAUGAAUCAAACAACAACAGCGCACGCGCAGCAGCAAAAAAAGCACAACAGCAACAGCAACAGCAGCAGCAGCAACAGCAACAGAAGUUGCAGCAACAACAGCAACAGCAACGGCAACAACAACAGCUUUGUGUGGGCGCAACGCGUUGCCUUUCAACACCCACGCGACGAACAACUGCUGGCUGCUGCGGGCUUUUGUUGUUGGCAUGAAUCAUGGCUGAAAAGAAAAAUCCAAACAAUCAUGGCUGAAAAAGAACGCACGCACAAUUUUGUCACCUCGUUUCUGGGGUUUCUGAGCGACCUUCUGUGCUGGCCACAAAAAUAUCAAAUCAAAUAUAAAAAACCAUCAAUCACUGGCCUUUUGGGCCAUUAGAUAUCAGCUAUUAUGUCUUGGGGUCUCGGUGGAUACACGAACUCAACUGAAUCCAUCGAUCAGUAGCUCAGCCACCGGAUUCCAAAUCAAGCUUUAGGUUUAAGUGUUCCAAGAACCCAACCCAAAAACA